Iphiclides podalirius (scarce swallowtail) is the source of this 249-nucleotide messenger RNA. NCBI's taxonomy places the organism in Eukaryota, Metazoa, Arthropoda, Insecta, Lepidoptera, Papilionidae. The record is from the annotation of a GenBank genome assembly.
AUGUGCGAAGCGCGAAGCUUCCAGCGCACAACAUCUACACGUGAAGCGCGGAGCUUCCAAUGCGUAGCAGCCAUGUGCGAAGCGCGGAGCUUCAAACACAUGACGCACGAAGCACGGAGUUUCCAAUGCACAACAUCUACACAUGAAGUGCAGAGCUUCCACUGCGUGGCAGCCAUGUGCGAAGCGAGGAACUUCAAACACAUGACGCACGAAGCACGUAGUUUCUUUCCAAUGCACAACAUCUACACA